AUGGCACCGCUCAAGGGACCGGGUGAGGCCCGCAAGUACGACGGCUCGGGCCUCCGUGUUGGCAUCGUCCACGCUCGCUGGAACAGCAAGAUCAUCGGCUCGCUGCUGGACGGCGUGAAGAAAUCGCUCGCCGCCGGUGGCGUCAAGGACGAGAACAUCGUCAUCCAGACCGUGCCAGGCAGCUACGAACUGCCCUUUGCCGUGCAGCGGAUGUACGCUUCCUCGCAGAUCCAGUCCUCCUCCUCCGGCGGCGCCGGCGGCCUCGUCCAAUCCGCCACGGACCUGCUCUCGUCGUCGUCGGCAACCGACCUGACGAGCCUGGGCACGGCCGUGGCCGGCAGCAAGCCCAGCGGCGCGUCCACGGCGCCGUUCGACGCGAUAAUCGCCAUCGGCGUGCUCAUCAAGGGCGAGACGAUGCACUUUGAGUACAUUGCGGACGCCGUGAGCCACGGCUUGAUGCGCACGCAGCUGGAUGCCAACGUGCCCGUCGUGUUCGGCUUGCUGACCGUCUUGACCGAGGAGCAGGGGCUGCAUCGCGCGGGCAUCGCGGGCGAAAAGGGCGACCAGGGACACAACCACGGUUUGGACUGGGGUAGUGCGGCUGUGGAGCUGGGUGUUAAGAGGAGAGGAUGGGCCGAGGGAAAGUUUGAUGAUUAG
Molecule: messenger RNA, 657 nt
Organism: Diplodia corticola
Lineage: Eukaryota; Fungi; Ascomycota; Dothideomycetes; Botryosphaeriales; Botryosphaeriaceae
Exons: 3
Coding region: 1-657 (218 amino acids)
Biological process (GO): riboflavin biosynthetic process
Cellular component (GO): intracellular anatomical structure; riboflavin synthase complex; mitochondrial intermembrane space
Molecular function (GO): 6,7-dimethyl-8-ribityllumazine synthase activity
Source: RefSeq, a predicted model, not a curated record